This is a messenger RNA of Eucalyptus grandis, 333 nucleotides long. Its product is annotated as putative cell wall protein. The transcript has a single exon. The record is from RefSeq and is a predicted model, not a curated record. NCBI's taxonomy places the organism in Eukaryota, Viridiplantae, Streptophyta, Magnoliopsida, Myrtales, Myrtaceae. Bases 1 to 333 code for a protein of 110 amino acids.
AUGGCUUCCGUAGCUUGUCAUUCUCUCCUCACUUGGGUUCUGGUUGUAAGCAUCCUAAUCACAGUCCUAUCAGGACAUGCAGUCGAAGGACGUGAAGUCCCAAAAGGCUCCAAGGAUGUCGAUAUGAAAAAGCCCGACUGUAACCUUGGCCAAGAUGGAAGCGUCACGAUUCCAGGCAUCGGCCGAGUGAUGGUACCACCGCCAUUUGAAGACGCCUCUAUUGGGAGAGCCGGUGGGACACCACGUCGUUACAUUCCUGGCAAUGACGACACGCUCAUCCCCAAUCCGGGUUAUGAAGUGCCGAUUGGUGGUGGAAAUUUCGCAGAUCCUUGA